AUGCAGCUCAUAUUUACCCUCCCCGUGCUCUUUCUCGCCGCACUAUCAAAUGCGUCUCCAGUGCGCAGAGCAGAUGGUGUAUCCGCCGCCAACAGUACCGCAAAAUGUCCCGAUUACUGCGCCGGCACCGCUUACGACCCGGACCUGUCGGAUACUUACGUCUGCGGCGACUCCCGACUCGGCCCGAAACGUCUGCCGACGAAACUCCCGCUCGGGGAUCUCGUCGACGACUAUGACCGCUUUGGGGGGCUCUGCCCCGGCCAAUUCCUGGCCAAAUGGUACAAUGCCACUGCCGGAUCAUACAUCUACCCGCCGCAAGACGGAUUCCAGCUUAACACUGAUGGCGAGCGGAUUCAGGGGAAUAUCACCCUUCCCGUGGGCUUCCUGAUCGAUCGCUUUGGGUCCGAGUACGGCGCGUACACGAGUCCGUAUGCAGCACCAUACAUACAGAGAGCGCUGCCGCCGAGUAAUUUGGAUACGCCACAGACUAACCCGACAUACCCGUAUAAUUACCAUGUGUACAAUGUGACAAAGCCCUUUAUAGUCAACGCGGGACCCAUCGCGGGCUGGUUUGGCCAGCCGGGCCAGGGAGUCCAGUAUUUUUCGUCGUCAAACAUCAUGACGUUGCUGAAUGGAGGGUUUCUUGAGAGAGUUAAUCUUGAAUAA
This is a messenger RNA of Amorphotheca resinae ATCC 22711, 666 nucleotides long. RefSeq lists its product as hypothetical. The record is from RefSeq and is a predicted model, not a curated record. The coding region runs from base 1 to 666 and encodes 221 amino acids. The transcript has 2 exons. NCBI's taxonomy places the organism in Eukaryota, Fungi, Ascomycota, Leotiomycetes, Helotiales, Amorphothecaceae.